This is a messenger RNA of Thlaspi arvense, 195 nucleotides long. Lineage: Eukaryota; Viridiplantae; Streptophyta; Magnoliopsida; Brassicales; Brassicaceae. The record is from the annotation of a GenBank genome assembly.
AUGAACCAGAGUAAAGAUUCACAAGAGGAGAUUUCAAGUGUAGCAUAUUUCUUUAACAGGUAUGUGCUUCAAAAACUGUUCAUAUCCUCAUUGACGCCAAGGAUUAGUUCAGUGUUGGUAAUCUCUAUUAUCUCUAGUUUUGUGCUUUUCGGUGCUUGUAGCAAUGCCUCUGAAACUGUAGAAACGGCAGUGUAA